Molecule: messenger RNA, 810 nt
Organism: Echinococcus granulosus
Lineage: Eukaryota; Metazoa; Platyhelminthes; Cestoda; Cyclophyllidea; Taeniidae
Exons: 9
Coding region: 1-810 (269 amino acids)
Source: RefSeq, a predicted model, not a curated record
AUGCUCGGACUUAUAAACCAAAAAAGGCUUAUUGCCUCAUUUAAACUAGUAAAACAUAUUUACCUAGAUAAAAAUGACUGCUUUCAUAAAACCUUUUGGGCAUGUGAAAUUCACAAAACCUAUUCUCCAAAUCCCAGUAGCCGUGAUCCAAGUUGUUUUAAUGUACCGAAUGGUACAGAUUUUAUGGGUUUUAAUUACGGUGUUAUUAAUCAUUUUUUGCCACAUACACGGUUUGGUUUGGAUUUUAAAUAUACACUCUUUUCACAGUUUUACACUUUUUUCAUGAAAUGUGCACUUUUACUAAAUAUAGGGAUUAUUAAAACUGUCAAGAAUUUAAUGGAAGUACUCCGUAGUGUUAAUGAUAUUUUACAUAAAAUGGUCUGUUUAAGGAGCUCUAAUAGGUUAUGUGACUUUUUAAGUAAUGGGGAAAAGAUUGAAGCAUUCGUUACUAUUCAAAGAGAACUUCGGGAAACACUGAAUCUGUGUAGCAUUUUUAUUUAUUCAGUACAAAGCUACGAUAUGAAUUAUGUUUCUGUGUGCUCCCAACUGCUAAGCUUGGCCGUAACUUCUUUCAGCAAACAUUGCAUUUGGUUACUUAGCAGGAAGUUAACAAGCCUCACUAAAACUCCAUUCAUGAUGUUGGUUGCAUUAGUUAGCAAAAAACCGAGCAAAAAUGGCUCAAAUACAUGUAGGUAUUAUUUAGUUUUGAGUUUAGACGCUUUCAAUGAAAGCAACUGUGUUAUCGCAGCAAAUGUACGACUAAAACAAAUUAUUUGUGCUGCGAGAAUUCGACAUUUCUUAUGCAGUUGA